CGAGUCACCGAGCGGACGUGUCGCGCUUAAUGUUAUACGAUUUCAGAAUACUAAUCGAAUACGCGUGUAUAUUACUCUACUACAAUUUGUUUCUCUACAAAAUAAUCGACACUGUGAUAGAAUAUUAUCUGGAACGCCUAGCGAGUUUGUGGGACUUGGAUUUAGAUUAGUAAUGUGAUAUUGUGGUGACAAAAUAUUUAUUCAACCUGUGAUAUUAGUUUAGUGAUUUUUUUAUACCAAAAUGACCCAACAGACCGGAGUAAUUACUAUUCAUCAAAUGCGUUUGCACCGUUGUGAGGGGUGUCUCGCGGCGUGCGGGCGACGUGCACCCGCGGCGCCGCUGCCCACUUUGACCAGGAGUAAACUUCUAAAACGUGCGAGACGCUCCCCCUACUCGCCCCCGAAGAUGAGCAAAGACAAUAGCGCUGCCAAGAUGGCGGAGCCCGCGCCUCCAACGCCUCCAGACAAUAAUGCACCUCCAAUGCCCUGGUUCGGCAUGGACAUCGGCGGCACAUUAACCAAGCUGGUAUACUUCGAACCACGCGAAACCAACCGCAAGGAGAUUGACAAGGAAACUGAGGUUCUGAAGAACAUCCGCCGGUACCUCACCAGGAACGCGGCUUAUGGGAACACUGGCCGGCGGGACGUGCAUUUGCAGAUGGACAACGUCCAAAUCCGCGGUCGUCGCGGCACCCUCCACUUCAUACGGUUCCCUACGUCCGAAGUGGGUGCCUUCCUCCAGCUGGCCCGGUCCAAAGGCAUGGCCGACCUGGUCAAUACUAUAUACGCGACCGGCGGCGGCGCUUACAAGUUUGAGGAGGACUUCAUCAAGGAAGUGAACAUGAGUCUAUCGAAGCUCGACGAGCUGGACGCAUUGAUCGCAGGCGUUUUAUUCGUGGACGCUAUGAACGCUCAGGAGUGCUACUACUGGGCGCCGCCUGAUGAGCAACCCGUCCAUAGACAGCCUGGCGACUCGCCACCAUACUCCGAGGCGGCUCUAAGUCUCUACGUGCGCAAACCGUUUGACUUCUCAAGCCCGUACCCGUUCCUACUGGUCAACAUCGGAAGCGGCGUGUCUGUGCUGGUGGUCAACGCUCCCGAUGACUAUUACCGCGUCAGCGGCACUAGCUUAGGAGGUGGGACUUUCCUUGGCCUCUGCUGCCUUCUAACCGGCUGCAGCAGUUUCGAAGAGGCUAUAUCGCUCGCGGCGGCUGGAGACAACACUACUGUGGAUAAACUGGUGCGGGACAUCUAUGGAGGGGACUACGCUAGGUUCGGACUGCCGGGAGAUUUGGUCGCGAGCAGCUUCGGCCAGAUGGCGUCGGCUGAUCGCCGCGCCAAAGUGUCUCGGGAGGACCUCGCUAGGGCCACUCUCGUCACCAUCACCAACAACAUCGGCUCCAUUGCCAGGCUGUGCGCUUCUAACGAGAAUAUUGAGAGGGUGGUGUUCUGUGGGAACUUUCUGCGAGUGAAUCCGUUGUCAAUGAAGCUUCUAUCCUACGCCAUGUCGUACUGGUCGCGAGGCGCAUUGAAGGCACUCUUCUUGGAACACGAAGGCUACUUCGGCGCAGUCGGCUGCCUCCUCCAUUUAGACUUGAAGCAGAAACAGCAAAGUGCGUCACGCCACGCCACGCCCCCUACCACGGAACCGAGUCAAGCGGACAGGUGA
Ostrinia nubilalis (European corn borer) is the source of this 1669-nucleotide messenger RNA. RefSeq names its product pantothenate kinase 3 (gene fbl). Gene Ontology annotation, molecular function: pantothenate kinase activity; ATP binding. The transcript has 11 exons. Gene Ontology annotation, cellular component: cytosol; nucleus. NCBI's taxonomy places the organism in Eukaryota, Metazoa, Arthropoda, Insecta, Lepidoptera, Crambidae. Bases 242 to 1669 code for a protein of 475 amino acids. The record is from RefSeq and is a predicted model, not a curated record. Gene Ontology annotation, biological process: coenzyme A biosynthetic process.